UCUCCUUGGAGUUGCAUUGAGCAUGCUCAGCAGCCUGGACAGGUUUGGGCGCCUGGCAGGUUGGGUCUCUUACCUGCAGCGUGGGGAGGGGGCAGAACCUGGGGGGCCAGUGAAUGAUCGUCAGGCCUGGGAUUCGGGGAGUCCGAGGGAAUGGCCUCAGCAGAGAUGUCAGGGCCCUCAGUGACCGUCACUGUCACCCACAACAAUGAAAAACAUAACAUUCAAGUUGUAGCGCAGCAAGGAAACAAUGAACCAAGCCUUCAGGACAUGGCUCUUCUUAUUGAACAAGUUACCGGAGUUCCACUUGCUUUUCAGAAAUUAAUAUAUAAAGGAAAGUCUCUAAAAGAAAUGGAACAGCCAUUGUCAACACUUGGAGUGAAAAAUGGUUGCAGAGUGAUGUUGAUUGGGAAGAAGAACAGUCCAGAGGAAGAGGCUGAAUUAAAGAAAUUAAGAGACUUGGAGAAGUCAGUGGAGAAGAUUGCUGAUCAAUUAGUAGGUGUUAAUGAAGAACUUGUUGGUAUACAGAAGGGUUUUCUAGCCAAGGGCUUGCGAGCUGAAGCUCUCAACAAACUUGACAAGAGAGUAAAAGGAACCGUUGAGCAGUUUAUGAAGAUCUUGGAACAGAUUGAUUCAUUAACUCUUCCAGAAACUUUCAGAGAUUGUAGACUGAAAAGAAAGGGGUUGGUGAAAAAGGUUCAGGCCUUCCUAGCUCAGUGUGACACUGUUGAAAGAAGUAUUGGACAAGAAACGGAUAAGCUGAAAUCAAAAAAUCUGGCCCUGGCUGAAUGAGAGUUCUGUAUAAAUUAGAGAGUAUGAUUGCUCUGAACACAAAGAAAAGUUUACUCUAUUUUGUAACACAUGCCUACCUUUAUUUUUAGAUCAUGCCUGGUUUUACCUGUGCCCAUUGGGAGUUGUUUUCUAAAUAUCAAAUUUAUUCCUCAAACCCAUUCUCCAUAGGUCCUUGAAUUGUUUUUGUGUGUCCUGAUCCCAUAAAUUAAUUCUUUUACUCUAGGUAGUUAUCCCUUUUCAAGCCUCCAGGGGGAAACAGCAUUGCAGGAUGAUGGGAGAAAGUUUUUUUUCUCCUCCCCUAAACUGAAUAUAAAUCAGAGGUGGCUAUUUGUGAGCUUUGUGGGAUCAGUGGAUGCUUUGUUUUGUCUCCUGUUAGCCUCAUACUUAACUGGGGAGGUACUGACUAGGUCACAUUGAAACUCUAACUCCUACACUCCCACAUAGAUUACUGAAAAACAGCUGGUUAAUAAGUCACGUGAGUGGGGCUGACAAAUCAAACCAGGUGUUUGGUGCUGCAAGCAGACACCCUUUUAACAUUUUUCAAUGGGCUGUGUUGGUGUAUUUUGUAUACCACUGAUAAAGCAUUAGGAGUUGUUAUUCCACGUGGCCCUAGCACAGUGGACAAAUGGAUUAUGGGAGCUAAUAAUGCACAGAGGCCAAUCCCCAAGGUCUAGAAGCCUGGUUCCAAACGGGAAUUUGGGAGAGGGUAGAGAAUGUUAAGUGUGGUGACCUUUGGAGCUAAAAAAAGAGAAAUUGGGCAGGUACUAAGAAACAUAAAAGUCUCAGAAGCAGGCAACAUGUAUUUUCUUCAAGGAUAUCUCUUUUGUUUCAAUCUGUAUCUUUUGUGAUAUAUGUUUUCUUCUCAUUAUUAUAUUAUUUUUAUUAUUAUUAUUACAAUACAAGUUCAAACAACAUGCCAAAUGAACAGAUCUGGGAGCUUUUCUUAUUUACAAAUAAAACAAUAAUCAUUGUA
Messenger RNA from Vombatus ursinus (common wombat), 1762 nucleotides. RefSeq names its product BCL2 associated athanogene 1 (gene BAG1). The transcript has 7 exons. Gene Ontology annotation, molecular function: protein-folding chaperone binding; adenyl-nucleotide exchange factor activity. NCBI's taxonomy places the organism in Eukaryota, Metazoa, Chordata, Mammalia, Diprotodontia, Vombatidae. Bases 151 to 789 code for a protein of 212 amino acids. Gene Ontology annotation, biological process: protein stabilization. The record is from RefSeq and is a predicted model, not a curated record. Gene Ontology annotation, cellular component: membrane; cytoplasm; cytosol.